Molecule: messenger RNA, 666 nt
Organism: Caenorhabditis remanei
Lineage: Eukaryota; Metazoa; Nematoda; Chromadorea; Rhabditida; Rhabditidae
Exons: 2
Coding region: 1-666 (221 amino acids)
Biological process (GO): regulation of neuromuscular synaptic transmission
Cellular component (GO): type Is terminal bouton
Source: RefSeq, a predicted model, not a curated record
AUGAGCGGAGACGGACUACGAGAAGCGGAGGAAGGAAGAACGGGUGGUCAAGCCCCUCCUCGGGAAGAAUCUCCUGCAGCCGCAAAUAUGGAUGCUAAAAAAGGAACCCAUUUAUAUAAUGUACUGGGCAUACAGAAGAACGCCACUGAAGAUGAAAUCAAAAAAGCGUACCGCAAACUUGCUCUCAAGUACCAUCCCGACAAAAACCUUGAUGGGGAUCCUGAAAAAACGGAAAAGUUCAAAGAAAUCAACUAUGCCAAUGGAGUACUCUCGAAUCCCAAUAAACGACGCGUUUACGACGAGAUGGGAGAGACCGGACUGAAACUGAUGGAACAGUUUGGAGAGGAUGAGAAGAUUCUGCAAUGGAUGUUGAAACCUUGGUUCAAAUGGACAUUCUUUGCAUUCGGACUUCUCACAUGUGGUUUCUUCUUCUGUUGUUGUGGUUGUAUGUGCUGUUGUCAAUGUUGCUGUAACUUCUGCUGCGGGAAAUACAAACCGAAACAUGACGACGACUUUGGAGAUGAGACUUCUGAUGGGGACGUUAUCGUGGAUCAGCCAACAGCUUCUGACUCCCCUCCAAAUACCGAAAGACAGACACCAAUUGUUAUUGCUAUGCCACCUCCACCGCCUCCUCAAAAGUAUGGGUCUGUCGAGAGCAAUAUUUGA